CAGGCUGUCCUAGGAAGCCGAGUGGGAGUGGCACAGAGCUGCUGGAGAUCCUGAGAACCUGAGUUUUGGCAAGCAGCCAGAAUAUUUAAAAAAUGACCACACCAAACAAGACACCUCCUGGUACUGACCCUGAGCAGUUGGAAAAGACUGGAACAGUACGGGAAAUUGGGUCACAAGCUGUUUGGUCACUCUCAUCUUGCAAACCAGGAUUUGGAGUGGAUCAGUUACGAGCUGACAAUCUAGAAACUUAUUGGCAAUCAGAUGGCUCCCAGCCUCAUUUAGGGAACAUCCAAUUCAGAAGAAAAACAACAGUUAAGACAUUAUAUAUUUAUGCAGACUACAAAUCUGAUGAAAGCUAUACUCUAAGCAAGAUUUCAGCCAAAGUAGGAAAUAAUUUUCACAACCUUCAAGAAAUUCGGCAACUUGAAUUGGUGGAACCAAGUGGCUGGAUUCACAUUCCCUUAACUGAUAAUCAUAGGAAGCCAACUUGGACGUUAAUGAUACAGAUUGCUGUUCUAGCCAAUCAUCAAAAUGGAAAAGACACCCACCCAUAUGAGACAAAUUAAAAUAUACACACUGGUAGAAGAGAGCGCCAUUGGCAAAUUUCCUAGAUGUACAACUAUAGA
Pan troglodytes (chimpanzee) is the source of this 626-nucleotide messenger RNA. RefSeq names its product anaphase-promoting complex subunit 10-like. Gene Ontology annotation, cellular component: anaphase-promoting complex. The record is from RefSeq and is a predicted model, not a curated record. NCBI's taxonomy places the organism in Eukaryota, Metazoa, Chordata, Mammalia, Primates, Hominidae. Gene Ontology annotation, biological process: protein K11-linked ubiquitination; anaphase-promoting complex-dependent catabolic process. The transcript has a single exon. Bases 93 to 566 code for a protein of 157 amino acids.